UGGGCGGUGGCGAAGGCUCCUACCGAGGUCGCCGCCUGUGGGCUGUGGAGGAGCUCUGCGCCCCUCGGCUCUGACUCUCAGUGUCUCUUCGUGCUGGCCCACCUCGCUCGUCGGCGCCAUGACCACCACCACAACCUUCAAGGGCGUCGACCCCAACAGCAGGAACAGCUCCCGGGUUUUGCGGCCUCCAGGCGGUGGAUCCAAUUUUUCAUUAGGCUUCGAUGAACCAGCAGAACAACCUGUGAGGAAGAACAAAAUGGCCUCUAAUAUCUUUGGGACAUCUGAAGAAAAUCCCCCUUCUUGGGCCAAGUCCGCAGGUGCCAAGUCUAGCGGUGGUAGGGAAGAUUCUGAGUCAUCUUGGCCCCAGAGAAGGAACUCUUCUGAGGCAAACUCCGGAGACUUUCUAGAUUUGAAGGGAGAAGGUGAUGUUCAUGAAGCCGUGGACACAGACCUGCCAGCCAGCCUGGGACAGAGCGAGGAGAAGCCUAUGCCUACUGCCCCUGUGCCCAGCCCGGUGGCGCCGGCGCCCGUGCCGUCCAGAAGAAACCCACCUGGCGGCAAGUCCAGCCUAGUCCUGGGUUAACUCCACUGUCUGAACUCCGUCCUCCUGUUUGUUUGUUCUCUCCAUGCUUGUGAACUGCACAACUUGAGCCUGACUGUACAUCUUUUUGGAUUUGUUUCAUUAAAAAAGAAGCACUUUA
Molecule: messenger RNA, 701 nt
Organism: Loxodonta africana (African savanna elephant)
Lineage: Eukaryota; Metazoa; Chordata; Mammalia; Proboscidea; Elephantidae
Gene: JPT1
Product: Jupiter microtubule associated homolog 1
Exons: 5
Coding region: 119-583 (154 amino acids)
Cellular component (GO): nucleus
Source: RefSeq, a predicted model, not a curated record